GGGAUGAAGGCGCUUCUUUGAACGGCCAACCAUGGAAGGAUCGAGCGCUUCCAGUUUUGGAAUAGACACGAUUUUGUCUAACCCCAGGUCCGGCAGCCCGGCGAUGAUGAACGGGGACUUUCGGACGGCCCACGGCGAGGCCAGGGCGGCGGAUUUUCUCCACCGGGCCACCCCGUCCCCUUGUUCGGAAAUAGACACGGUGGGCACGGCUCCCUCCUCGCCGAUCUCGGUCACCGCGGAGCACCCCGAGCAGCAUCUGGCGCAAGAUGGCCUGUCGCCUCAGCAUCACCAUCUUCACCACGGCCAACAUCCGGAACAGCAGCAGCCAAAAAGUUUGCAGCCGUCGCCCCAGCAACAGCAGCAGCAGCAGCAGCAACAGCAGCAAUUGAGUUCCUGUAGCUCUGCCCCCAGGACUUCCACGUCUUCUUUUUUAAUUAAGGACAUUUUGGGAGAUAGCAAGCCGCUGGCCGCCUGCGCCCCUUACAGCACCAGCGUCUCCUCUCCCCAUCCCGCCCCCAAACCGGAGAGCAACGCGGCCAGCGAAAGUUUCAGGCCGAAACUGGAGCAGGACGACAGCAGAACCAAACUGGACAAACGCGACGAUACCCAGAAUGAGCUGAAAUGCCACGGGGCAAAAGAAGAAGGGGAUCGCGAGAUUUCCAGCAGCAGGGAUAGUCCCCCUGUGAGAGCAAAGAAGCCUCGCAAGGCACGGACUGCCUUCUCCGACCAUCAGCUCAACCAACUGGAGAGAAGCUUCGAGAGACAGAAGUACCUCAGUGUCCAAGACCGCAUGGACUUGGCAGCCGCCCUCAAUCUGACUGACACCCAGGUCAAAACCUGGUACCAAAACCGGAGAACCAAGUGGAAGCGGCAGACGGCGGUGGGGCUGGAGUUGCUGGCCGAAGCUGGGAACUACUCGGCUCUGCAGCGGAUGUUCCCGUCGCCUUAUUUCUACCACCCGAGCCUGCUGGGGAGCAUGGACAGCACCACGGCGGCCGCGGCGGCCGCGGCCAUGUACAGUAGCAUGUACCGGACUCCGCCGGCGCCUCACCCUCAACUCCAGCGGCCUCUGGUGCCCCGGGUGCUGAUCCACGGCCUCGGGCCGGGGGGGCAGCCGGCCCUCAACCCCUUGUCCAACCCCCUCCCGGGGACCCCUCACCCGCGGUGAAGGACAUCACCGGGCGACUCGCUCACCCAGGCGCCCCCUCCUCCACCCCCGCCGACAGAUCCCCCCCUCGCUCCCCCCAGCAGAAAGGAGCCGAGGCGAGCGAGGGGGCGGGAAAAUCAAGCGGUUCUUCUAACGGAGCCGGAGGAGCGACCGGCUCGGAGCGAAGAGACUCUGAAACCCGUAAGUGACACGUAGCCACCGAGUCCCGCAGCGGCCCCGGAGGAGGGGAGGCGGGGGGGGGGUGGCCGGGAAAAGCCGGAGGGC
This is a messenger RNA of Crotalus tigris (Tiger rattlesnake), 1432 nucleotides long. RefSeq names its product BarH like homeobox 2 (gene BARHL2). Gene Ontology annotation, cellular component: nucleus. Gene Ontology annotation, biological process: regulation of transcription by RNA polymerase II. Lineage: Eukaryota; Metazoa; Chordata; Lepidosauria; Squamata; Viperidae. The coding region runs from base 32 to 1168 and encodes 378 amino acids. Gene Ontology annotation, molecular function: DNA-binding transcription factor activity, RNA polymerase II-specific; RNA polymerase II transcription regulatory region sequence-specific DNA binding. The record is from RefSeq and is a predicted model, not a curated record. The transcript is spliced from 3 exons.